Nymphalis io (European peacock) is the source of this 3090-nucleotide messenger RNA. It is a transcript of the gene Lon, whose product is annotated as lon protease homolog, mitochondrial. Lineage: Eukaryota; Metazoa; Arthropoda; Insecta; Lepidoptera; Nymphalidae. Gene Ontology annotation, cellular component: mitochondrial matrix. Bases 109 to 3006 code for a protein of 965 amino acids. Gene Ontology annotation, molecular function: ATP binding; single-stranded DNA binding; serine-type endopeptidase activity. Gene Ontology annotation, biological process: chaperone-mediated protein complex assembly; protein catabolic process; mitochondrion organization. The record is from RefSeq and is a predicted model, not a curated record. The transcript is spliced from 16 exons.
GAACUUUGAAUAAUCUGGAAAAAUAACCUUUCACAAAUAUUAAAUAAUAAUCUAUAGCUUUAGUAAAACUUCUUUAUGUGGGAUAUAUUAUAAUAAAUAAAGUAUAAAAUGCACACAGCGAGUGCGAUAGUGAGGAACACAGUCCUUUUUAACCCGGCCUUAAGAAAAUCAAUUCAAAUAUCUCGUAAUGUUACAAGAAUUGCAUCACAUUUGCACCGCAGGCCGGUAGAAAAUGCAUUAAUUAACAGUAUUAAGCCCUAUGGAACUAGAAAUGCUCGAAUUUGCAGUCAAAACAAUGAUUUUCUACUUAUGAAUUCAGUUUGUAGCCGAAGACAGUAUUCAACUGGCAAUAAAAAUGAUCCAGAAGAGGAAGAACCGAUUGUUGAUGUCAAGGAAGAGACUCCUUUGUUUUCCAGCCAGUUGCCAGCUACGGUAGCAGUGCCAGAAGUGUGGCCACAGGUUCCAGUUAUAGCUAUAAAUAGAAAUCCGGUCUUCCCUAGAUUUAUAAAACUUAUAGAAAUCUCGAACCCCGCUCUAAUAGAUUUAAUAAGAAGAAAAGUUAAAUUAAACCAACCCUACAUAGGUAUAUUCUUACGUAAAAAAGAAGACGAGAAAUCUGAUGUUGUUUCGAAUUUAGACGACCUACAUCAAGUUGGUGUGUUCGCACAAAUCCAUGAAAUGCAAGACAUGGACUAUAAGCUACGUCUUGUUGUAAUGGCGCAUCGACGGAUAAAGAUCACGGGGCAGUUUGUCGAGGAUGAAGUUGAAACAGGACCGGCUGAAAUGAAGCUUAAGUUUCCGGUAUUUAACGUGGAAUUUAACGUUACCCGCGAAGAAUCAGAUGCAGAGAGACGUAGGCGGAAGCAUCGCAACACCAGACGACAACGCAACGACUCCGACUCGGAGGGGGAGAAGGAGACGAAGAAGACUCAAACCGAUCAAGUCAUGAUGGUGAAAGUCGAGAAUUUAAUGCACGAAAAGUUCCAACAGAACGAGGAAGUGAAAGCGCUGUCGCAGGAAGUUAUCAAGACCAUCCGGGACAUCAUAAACAUGAAUCCUCUAUAUCGGGAGUCGCUGCACCACAUGCUGGCGCAGGGGCAGCGCGUGGUGGACAACCCGGUGUACCUCGGCGACCUGGGCGCCGCGCUCACGGGCGCCGAGCCGCACGAGCUGCAGGCCGUGCUCGAGGAGAUGGACAUACCAAAACGUCUGAUGAUGUCACUGUCGCUGCUGAAGAAAGAAUAUGAAUUGUCGAAAUUGCAACAGAAGAUAGGCAAGGAAGUUGAAGAGAAGGUGAAACAGCAACACCGCAAAUACAUACUCCAUGAACAGCUGAAGGUUAUAAAAAAGGAGCUUGGCUUAGAAAAAGAUGAUAAAGACGCUAUAGGUGAUAAGUUUCGAGAGCGUCUCGCAGAUAAAAAAGUCCCGCAAGCUGUACAGACAGUCAUAGACGAGGAACUAAACAAACUCAACUUCCUGGAGAGCCACAGCUCGGAGUUCAAUGUAACACGUUGCUACCUCGAUUGGCUAACUUCCUUACCCUGGGGGUUAACUUCCGAGGAGAACCUCAAACUUGAAGAGGCUCAAGUUAUCCUGGAUGAAGACCAUUAUGGUAUGGAGGACAUCAAGAAGAGGAUAUUGGAGUUCAUUGCCGUGUCACAACUUAAGGGGAGCACCCAGGGGAAGAUUCUAUGCUUCCAUGGACCACCUGGUGUUGGAAAAACUAGUAUAGCUCGUUCCAUUGCAAGAGCCCUCAACAGACAGUACUUCAGAUUCUCAGUUGGGGGAAUGACAGACGUUGCCGAGAUAAAAGGACACAGACGGACGUACGUGGGAGCCAUGCCGGGGAAACUUGUGCAGUGUCUGAAGAAGACUGGCACGGAGAACCCUCUAGUGCUUAUCGAUGAAGUGGACAAAAUUGGCAAAGGUGUGCACGGCGAUCCAUCGUCAGCUCUACUGGAACUCUUGGACCCGGAACAGAACGCUAAUUUCCUAGAUCAUUACCUGGACGUAGCCGUGGACUUGUCUCGCGUUCUGUUCAUAUGCACAGCCAACGUGGUGGACCUCAUCCCGGAGCCGCUGCGCGACAGGAUGGAGCUCAUUGACAUGUCCGGUUACGUGGCGGAAGAAAAGCUGGCGAUCGCGCAGCAGUACCUGGUGCCGACGGCGCGCAAGAACUGCGGCCUGUCGGACGAGCAGCUGCACCUCAGCGCGGAGGCGCUGCACGCGCUCAUCAAGUCCUACUGUCGGGAGAGCGGCGUCAGAAAUCUACAGAAGCACAUCGAAAAGAUCGCUCGUAAAGUUGCGUAUAAGAUAGUGAAGCAGGAAUCCGACAAGAUGGUGGUGACUGACAGCAAUUUAUCAGAGCUGGUCGGGAAGCCGACCUUCAAACACGACCGCAUGUAUGACCAGACACCACUAGGCGUGGUGAUGGGACUCGCCUGGACGGCUAUGGGUGGCAGCACGUUGUACAUAGAGACGGCGAUCCGCAACCCGAUGAAGGAGGACAAGCCGACCCCCGGCUCCCUGGAGUUGACGGGUCACCUGGGGGACGUCAUGAAGGAGUCCGCCCGGAUAGCGCUCACAGUCGCCAGGAACUACCUCGCCGAAUACUAUCCUGAUAACAACUUCCUGAAUACCAGCCACCUGCACCUGCACGUGCCGGAGGGCGCCACGCCCAAGGACGGCCCGUCGGCCGGCGUGACGGUGGCGAGCGCGCUGCUGUCGCUGGCGCUGCGGCGCGCCGUGCGCGCGCGCGUGGCCAUGACGGGCGAGCUGUCGCUCACGGGCCGCGUGCUGCCCGUCGGCGGCAUCAAGGAGAAGAUCAUCGCGGCCAAACGAGUCGGAGUCACCUGCGUCAUACUGCCCGAGGAGAAUCGUCGAGAUUUCGACGACCUGCCGUCCUUCAUCAAAGAGAACAUUGACAUUAAUUUCGUCAGCGACUACGAAGAAGUGUUCAAGAUCGCCUUCGAAGAUCAAAAGCGAAGAAUUGGUGAAUUGCAGUAAACAAAUUUGAUCAAGACAGAAGCCAAUCUCAUGGACAGUAUACCCGCAAUAAGAACACUCGUUUUGUUUAACAAAUUUUAUUUU